Messenger RNA from Musca vetustissima, 1473 nucleotides. RefSeq names its product spidroin-2. Gene Ontology annotation, cellular component: extracellular region. Gene Ontology annotation, molecular function: chitin binding. NCBI's taxonomy places the organism in Eukaryota, Metazoa, Arthropoda, Insecta, Diptera, Muscidae. The transcript is spliced from 4 exons. Bases 1 to 1473 code for a protein of 490 amino acids. The record is from RefSeq and is a predicted model, not a curated record.
AUGGAUAAUCCCGGUGGCAGUAAAAAUAAACCAUGUGUCGCUGCCACCACAAACAACCAAACGAGGCAACGAACAAACAAACCACCCACCCAUCCAACCGCCACCUUCAAACACUUAAAAAUCCCCAACGGUCAGCGAUAUGGCCUACAACACAGCAACACCAAACCUCAUACGACUGGGCUAGGUAUCCUCUUGCUGCUAAGUCCCCUAUGCUUGGCUCAAAGUGGUUAUCAAUAUGGACGAAAUGAUUUAAAUGCCGGUGGUGUACCGGCCACAGUUGCAUCACCACUUCGACCAUUAACGGGUGGUUUUGGUGCUGCCUCAACUGCGGCGGCUGCUUUUCCCACGGCGGCUACAGCAUUUGGACCCGGCACCACAAUACCAUCAGGACCGUUUGGUGGUUUCGGUACAACAGGACAAAAUCAACGAGGCAUCGGUGGUCUAACACCCACAGCUCAGACGGCAUUUGGCAGUGCCGCCACAAAUAUUCCCAAACGACCAAAUUUGGCACAACGUCCCACCGCCCCUGGAGCAUCAGGUCCCGGUAGUAUUUAUGGACAAGCACAAUUUGGUGGUAGUGCCACAGGACGUGGUGGCGGCAGCGGAGGAGGUGGUGCAGGUUCCGGUACUGGCUCCUCGGGACUUGGCGAUGAUUAUGAUGGAGAUUAUUCAGCCAUCCCGGGUGUGCCUGGUGUCGAUUAUCCCAUCUACAGUCAGGUGCCGCAAACAAAUUUCGAUUGUGCCCAGCAAGCAUUGCCGGGUUAUUAUUCCGACAUCGAAGCCCAGUGUCAAGUGUUUCACAUUUGUGCCUUGAAUCGUACCUAUUCGUUCCUGUGUCCAAAUGGUACCAUUUUCAGUCAGGAGGUAUUGGUUUGUGUAUGGUGGAAUCAAUACGACUGUGCCUCGGCACCCAGCCUAUAUGCCAAUAAUGCUUUUAUCUAUGAUUAUGGCAACGAAAGGAUACCCACCAAUGCUGGGUAUCAGCCUUCUGGGAAUCAACAACAAUUAGGAAGGGGUCAAACAGGAAUUUUGGCUGCCAAUGCAGGACGUCCAACGGCUACAGGUUCCAGUAACAUUUUCAAUCCACAACGUUUACAGCCAAGUGUAACGGGAGGUGGAGGUGGUGGUGUGGCCGUACAACCAUCAGCCAUAGCAGGGGUUCAAGGCGCAGGAGGUUUCGGUGGUGGUUCCAGCAAUACAGGGCGCUUUGGCAGCGGCGGACAAAAUCCCGGUGGACAAACAUUUCCCGCAACACCCUCACCCUUUGGCUCAGUCUUACGUUCCGGCAGCACCACCGGUGGUGGCGGAGGAGGAGGCGGCGGCGUUGCCAAUCCCACAGCCGUUGGAGGACCAACUGGAGGCGGUGGCAACUUUAAUGCCAAUGUUGGAGAAACUGCCUUUGGAAAUGCUGCAAUUGCUACUCCGACAACUAAAAAUAGAGAAUAUUUGCCACCACCUGCCCGGCGCCAAUAA